Molecule: messenger RNA, 1630 nt
Organism: Styela clava
Lineage: Eukaryota; Metazoa; Chordata; Ascidiacea; Stolidobranchia; Styelidae
Source: RefSeq, a predicted model, not a curated record
UUUAUCUGCUAAUAUUUUAGGGGCAAUUCCCAGAAAUAAUGGUUACUUAAUUAAAAAAGGAAUGUAUAAAUGUUAGGACGGGCACAGCGAGUGUUACAUACAUGCUGGAGUAUCUUGAACACAAAGAACUGAGGAGUGAAGAUUAUUCAGGACUGUACCUUUUGGGUUGAUAGAAUAUGGCACCAAAUAAUUCAGUGUUCACUUUCUGGCAAUUGUUGAUGGUUGUGUGCAUAAUUUUCAUUAAUUUGAAUUGUACCGAACAAUGUGAUAUGAAGAAAGUUGACGGAAAAAGACUUACCAAUUUUAGGACAAGAUAUGGAUGUACAGAAUCUUACCUGAGAAAUAUUACAGAUGGAUUUUCGCAUCAUCAGAUUAACUUGGUCAAAUGUGAUCGAGCUUUUCAUGUACCUUGGAGCAAUCGGAUGUUGUUGAGCGAAUUUGAGUGUGCAAAAUGUCCCAAAUUUUGUCAUCACCCAUCCAACAAAACGCAAUUAAAUCGAGAAAAAUACAAAUCUGAAGCAAUCCGGGCGAAAAGGAUAUUUGACAUAAAAGGAGAAGUACAACAGAAACAAUAUUGGUGGGUUCCACUUAGUUGCAGAUGUGUUGCAAAGCAUCAUAGUCGAAAUGUGAAAAUUCGAAAGCACUGCAAUUGAAACUGGUCCACAAACCCGAUGAUGGAAAGACAAAGAAACUACAAAUCUCGUGAAUUAAAUUAGCUUCAAUAAGUCCAGCAAGAAAAGGCUUUAAGUGGCUUUGAUAACAUUAUUAGUAUAUUAACUUUUGUAUCAAUUUCCGGGAACUUUUUUUUGUGAUGACAAAUGAACGACUAAACAAAGAAAUUUUUCUGCAUCUGUAACAAGAAUAUGCCAAUCAUGGACGUUUGAUUUUGUAGUCCAUAGGUUACUCAUCUCCUUAUCGUCUGUAUUGGGAACUCAUGCUGCUGUAAUGAUUUUAUUUACCUGUCUUGAAUUCGGAUUUUACUGAUUAUUUUAUGCUUCUGGUCAUAUAUUUGAAAGCAAGCAAGUAUUCUGGCGUUUCAGCAAAUUUUCUUUAGGCACUGAUCCUCCUGUAUAAGCAUGUUAUCAGUACACAUAUACAUGCUACAUUAAAUUACAAAUGUGUUGUAGCCUAUAUUUAUUCUAUUGAAUAUUUUAGUUAAAAAUUAUUUGAUCACAAAUUUCCGAGUUUUGUCAUUGUUCCUUAAUUUGGUUCAGAUUUGAGGUUGUCGAAUUUCCCCCAUGAUCACCAGCGACAACUUGUGACUUCGUGCAUUCUUAAAAAAUUAACUUCGACAAAAAAAUUGGUCGAUAGUGUUUUAUAUGCUUUCGUCUUAAUCUUUUCUUGAAUGCUGCAAACUCUAAUUACAAAAACGUCAACUUAACUCGUUUAUUAUCAAACAAUGUGACAUAUUAGUAAUAAGUCGCAUAGAUUACUAUUCCAUUGCAGUUAGCCUUUAAAUCUUCCGCAUUUACAAGGUUUUGUUUCUUUCAUCUGUAAUUGUAUAAGUACAGUAUUUUAAAAAACACCUGUAUCCACGUAUUACUUUGUUUAUGUAUGCUAUUCAAAUAUGUUUGUAGUUUAGCAUGCUAUAUUUAAUCCGUUAUUUUUUAUAUUUAUACUUUAAAAUAUA